This is a messenger RNA of Cuscuta epithymum, 4370 nucleotides long. NCBI's taxonomy places the organism in Eukaryota, Viridiplantae, Streptophyta, Magnoliopsida, Solanales, Convolvulaceae. The record is from the annotation of a GenBank genome assembly.
GAGAGAGUGACAUUUGGUGGACCUCCCCUCACAUUGAUUGGCAAAGGAGACAAAGGAAGUCUCCUCACUCCUCUCUACCCCAUUAUUUCGACCACCAUAUUCAAGGAAGAGAGGAAACCCUCUUCAAAUCAUCAUCCUCCAUUGUUGAAGCAAGCUCAAACCAAGGAAGCUCCAAAUAAGAAGAAAGAGUGGGAAAAGAAGAGAAUAACCUUGAUAUAUUAAGGAAUUUUACCAAGGUAUUCUAAACUUCUCAAGGAACCUAGGAGUGGCCGGAAAGUCGCCGGAGCCGCCGGAGUUUUCGCCGGAAAAUUCAAAGGUCGCCGGAGUUCAAACAAAGGGGAUAAAAACUCGCUAGCGUCAUUUCAAGGUUGAAGCUAGAGCUUACUUCCUGCACCCGUUGCUCGGGAGAUCGAUGGAGAGAAGACGUGGAUGAACUGCGGUUAUUCUUAUUGGGUUGUACGACGGUUGUCCACGUGGCACAGACGCGGUCUGGGGCGUGACAAUUAAGUGGUAUCAGAGCCAAACGAUUUCUAAACUAUAUAGUCAACCUCUCAACAGAGUUUCUAUCAAAACAGUUUUCAAUGAAAAACCAUGAGCAUAAGUUUUGUACUUUAAGAGCAUUUGGUUAUCGAGUUGCAAGGUCUCUGGUUGUUAAGAUGGGCCCCUUAACAAUUGGUAUGGCAGUGACUUGAGCCAAGUGGUGUCUUGAGUACGUUUCUGUCAAUUGACAUUCAAACGAGUCCAAAGACUCAUUCCAACAUAUUCUUUCAGGAAUGGGUGGUAGUGAUAGGGCGGUUCGAGGAAAUCCGAGAGGGCGCGCACCGGGGAUAGCCGGGCAAGCCAAUCGGGGAAUAUCAAGGUCGCGUAAAAGGCGAGGUAUGGGCAACCAAGGCCCACGAACACGAGCCACGAUGGCUGAUCACAAUGUGACUGAAUUCGAGUCGUGGAACUCGGAGGAUGACUCAACUUAUCACCCUGAAAGCGAGUCAGAUGAAACUUCUUUUCAGGAAAACAGUGGAGAGGAUAUACAAAGUAUUCCUCCUGACCAUGUUAGUGAGAUGUACCGAUGGUACCAACGUGAAAGGGGAAGACAACGACAGGGAUCUCAGGAGGGACAUGUCAAAGGCGAGACCUCUCUCAGGAGGGGUCGGGGUGCUCAUAGAGCACAAGUUAGGACAGUCAGAGAUUCUGAUGACGAAGGACCAUUCAUUAAGAUCUCAAAGUACCUCAAAGAGGCUAGAGCCUUGGGGUGCAAACCAUUUGAUGGGACGGGGGACAUAUCAGAAGCAGCCGAGUGGAUAAAAAGGUUAAAUGAUGCAGCUGAGGACAUGCAGGUGGUCCCUGAAAGAAAGUUAAGGGUAGCCACUAGAUUAUUGGAGGGUUUAGCUUCUACUUGGUGGGAAGGCACCAAGGGUAAGUUUGACGGGGUUGUCACGUGGGACAACUUCGAGCAAGCAUUCUAUGAGCAGUUUUACACCUCUUUCAAAGUAAAUCGAAAGAGGAGGGAAUAUAUCGAUCUCAAACAGGGAAAUGAGUUUACGGUGAAGCAACUGGAACAAAGAUUCCGACAUCUGGCAAGGUUCUUGCCUGAGUAUGCCGCAAAUGAGAACCGAAUGGCAAACCAUUUUUGGAAUGCACUCAAUUUGGAAAUACGCGAAAGAGCGACCUACCAAUUCAACAUGACUUUUAGUCAAGUAGUAGCACAAGGUCUCCAGGGGGAGGAGCUUUGGAAGGAAAGGCAAGCAAGGGAUGCAAAGGAAGCACAAGAAAGAGAUCAGGUGAUCAUUCACCCUCCACGACGAGAGGGGAAGUAUGAACUUCAGAGCAAGGGGAACUCUAACAAGUUAGUUCCGUUUUUCAGUGAGAGCCAGGACUUGGUAAGUCAAAGCUCAAGCACUCGAGGCACGGGGGCACCCAAAUGUGAGAAUUGUAGGCGAAGGCACUACGGGAGAUGUCGAGAGCCAUCUAGGUGUUACUUUUGUGGAGAAACAGGCCACAUCAAGGUCCUUUGUCCUCAACGUACGCGUGAAGGAACAUCAGGAGCUAGAGGAGGGGUCACGGGGGUUGAAAACCCAACUAGGGUUGCCUCAAACAUGGUACCUUCUACAAGUCAAUGGCGAACUCGCUCGUGAAGGCCGGAAAUGGCGGGAGCCAUUUGUUGGGCCUGACUAUGGCAUAAGUCCCGAAAAUACAACUUUCGGAGUCGAAUGUGCAUUCGGGGACAUAAAGGGAUGACCUCCCACAUGAGUGGGGGCCAUCCCACGUUUUUGUGCAUCCAAAUGAGCCGUAGAAUCUGCAUAGCAUGGAAGAGAGGGAUGCAUUUGGUCUCAAAUUGAUAGGUUGGGUGAGAGAGUGACAUUUGGUGGACCUCCCCUCACAUUGAUUGGCAAAGGAGACAAAGGAAGUCUCCUCACUCCUCUCUACCCCAUUAUUUCGACCACCAUAUUCAAGGAAGAGAGGAAACCCUCUUCAAAUCAUCAUCCUCCAUUGUUGAAGCAAGCUCAAACCAAGGAAGCUCCAAAUAAGAAGAAAGAGUGGGAAAAGAAGAGAAUAACCUUGAUAUAUUAAGGAAUUUUACCAAGGUAUUCUAAACUUCUCAAGGAACCUAGGAGUGGCCGGAAAGUCGCCGGAGCCGCCGGAGUUUUCGCCGGAAAAUUCAAAGGUCGCCGGAGUUCAAACAAAGGGGAUAAAAACUCGCUAGCGUCAUUUCAAGGUUGAAGCUAGAGCUUACUUCCUGCACCCGUUGCUCGGGAGAUCGAUGGAGAGAAGACGUGGUUCGUGCUUCCUCUCGUUCCAUUUUUAAAUAAUUAAAUAAUGCUCAUGGAACUAUUUUGACUUAUAAAUUAAUGGAGCCUGCGAGCUCUUGUUUUACCCUUGUGUGGGUUCUUAUUAAAACACUUAUAUUCCGCUAUGUGUUUGAUUGUAUGUUGAUGUUGUUAUGUAUGUUUACUAAUCGGUUUUGGCAUAUGUAUCUAUCGGACGUCUUGUGCAAUUCGGUAAGGAUGAACUGCGGUUAUUCUUAUUGGGUUGUACGACGGUUGUCCACGUGGCACAGACGCGGUCUGGGGCGUGACACAAAGGAUGGCCCCCGGCUAUCACUUUCCUCAGCCUUCAGACAACGAACUCCACCAAACGCCUUCGAGCUCGCAGCAGCAUAAGCCUUCGGCUAUCAAUAUUACCACCCCUCGGGAGCUCAUCAACACAUCAUAACUCCUUCAUCCCGAACUAACCUUCGGCCUAAAGGAGUGAGGGACUGGGAUACACCCCUCGGGAAUCACGCAGAGCAGAAUUUCCUCAGGCAAAAUUUACAAUUGACGCAUACAGCCUCCGGGCAAACAGCAGAGUAGAAACCCUCGGGUACAUACUUCGAUAUACCCUUCGGCAGAGGCAGAGUAUCAAAAAUAUUCCCCAAGUCACUUGCGGAAAUGAAGCAGCCCCCAUCGUAACACAUGCGGGCAAUACAUCUAUACUUUCCUCAGAAAACCCUCGACAUGUGAGGGACUGAGGAAAGCCUUCGGUAGUCAUACAGGUGUUAUACUUCCCUCAGAAAACCCUCGACAUGUGAGGGACUGAGGGAAGCCUUCGACAAUCAGCAGAAGGCAAGUUCUCAAGCAAAGGCGCCCAACUAAAUGAUGAAGCCUCCAGAAGAAUUAACACAACUACUCCUUUUCCCUCAAGUACCUUUCGGCAAAAGGAGUGAGGGACUCCUGAUGGAGUAUAUGGCCCAGGAGCCCCCGGCCCAUAGACUCCUACUUCUCCACAGGUCCAUUGAGCCCAAGGAACAUCUCAGGCCCAAGUACAACGGCCCAAGCCUCAAAGGGGCCCAAAAUACUCACUGGGGAGCCUUCGGCCUCCUUGGCCGAAGGCUCCAAAACUCACAGGAUAGCCUUUUUUGGCAUACAAGUCUACUGGAAAAAAACGGCGAAAAGGUAGCCUUCCGCAUUAUCGAGCCCUCGGCAUCAGAGAAACCUUCGACUGUACCAAGCCUCUGGUCACCCCGGAGCCUUCGGCUACACAGGGCCCUCGGUUACUUGGAGCCCCCGGCUACACAACGAGCCUUCGGCCAAACAUGCUCAAUCGUCGAAGAUUCCUUUUGGAGACAGUCAACCACCGCAUUUAAUGCAACGUCACAUCCGCCAACCGCAUUCAAUGCGGUGAACGUACCACUGCCGGUGCCACCCGGUUGAUGUGACCCCUCGACCGUUGGAUUAUUGACACGUGUACUCUCAUCGCAUUUAUUGCUGCUAUAAAUAGUAGCCCAUUUCUCCUUGUAAAAGGGACCAGAUCCCAACUCCACAUCUCGAGUUCAUUUAAUAAAAUCGACUCUCUCUCCUCCUAUUUACUCUGACCUCUCUCUAAGUUAUUCCCGC